AUGUUUCUAUUUGCCAAGAUCUCCGUAGAUCUCUUUCUGGAGUCUGGCACAGAUGUACACAGGGUCCUUCAAGGGCUUUCCAUGAAUCUCAACACCAUUUAUGAUGAUUUACUCCAGAAGCAUGCCCGCCGUUCAAAGGUACCCUCAGAGCUUCAAUUACUGAUCCUUCAGUUUAUCACGCAUGUAACUCGCCCGCUGCGACUUCUAGAGAUUGCGGAAAUGCUGAAUGAUUACUUGUAG
This is a messenger RNA of Aspergillus eucalypticola CBS 122712, 240 nucleotides long. RefSeq lists its product as uncharacterized. The transcript has 2 exons. NCBI's taxonomy places the organism in Eukaryota, Fungi, Ascomycota, Eurotiomycetes, Eurotiales, Aspergillaceae. The record is from RefSeq and is a predicted model, not a curated record. Bases 1 to 240 code for a protein of 79 amino acids.